UCUCCUCUGGGCUCGAGAAACAACCGUUAUUAUCGCGCUUUUGUAAAUCGUAUCAUGGCCUUUCAAUUAAUCAAACAUAUAUUCAACUUUUUCUAUCCCAACGAGACAGAGAAUCAAAAUUAUCCAGAUCGGCCGGGUCCGCUGCUGAGUUUUGGGGACCUCAUACCCUGCUAUGACCGUUCAGGUGCGUCAUCCGACAUAUUCUCCUUGUGAACUCAGAUUUGACAAAUAGAACUGCCUUUGGUGCAUGCUUUCACUCUCGUGGUUGCUCACCGAAAGGCCAGUGAUUUUGAAAAACGCAUCGAAGCUCGAAACGAAGAAUGGAACGAUAGCAUGCUGUUGAAGAUGGCUUGGGCUGAUCUCAUGAUAAGCUAUCCUACCAAUAGCUUCGUGGCUGAUGUCGACCUCGAGUGUCUGACCGCACUAGAAGGAAGGAUGUUCGAGGAUUCCGAAGAAGCAGGACCUGCAGGCAACCAGCAGUGGGGUUUGGAUGCUGGCCAACAUCACAGGCGAUGGAAAUUGUAUCUUGGAAUUCCUGAUGAAUGGGUUUCUGCAAGAGAUUAUAGCGAGAGUGAACUUGAAGUGAGGAAGACAUUACCUGCUCCGUUCGAUAGAUAUCUAACUUAUGUGAUUGACAGCGCGGCCCCUUAUUCAGUGAUAACUCUGAUGCUACAUCUUUGGAGUCUGCAGACGAGCUAUCCGAAGCUGUAGUUCCUUGUCUGCCGGCCGAAGAAUGUCCGCCCGUUAAACGUCGAUGUGCUCCACAGGCUCGAAGGGUCCAGAGAGGGAGGAAAAGAAAAUAGUCAUUGGCUU
This is a messenger RNA of Suillus fuscotomentosus, 813 nucleotides long. RefSeq lists its product as uncharacterized. Bases 334 to 711 code for a protein of 125 amino acids. The transcript has 2 exons. Lineage: Eukaryota; Fungi; Basidiomycota; Agaricomycetes; Boletales; Suillaceae. The record is from RefSeq and is a predicted model, not a curated record.